Messenger RNA from Branchiostoma floridae (Florida lancelet), 5697 nucleotides. RefSeq names its product adenylate cyclase type 10-like. Gene Ontology annotation, cellular component: cytoplasm. The record is from RefSeq and is a predicted model, not a curated record. Gene Ontology annotation, biological process: intracellular signal transduction; cyclic nucleotide biosynthetic process. The transcript has 35 exons. Gene Ontology annotation, molecular function: protein binding; adenylate cyclase activity. Bases 177 to 5555 code for a protein of 1792 amino acids. Lineage: Eukaryota; Metazoa; Chordata; Leptocardii; Amphioxiformes; Branchiostomatidae.
UUUGUUGCACAACAAUUUAUUUCUGAAGUCUCUGUGACAUCACAGGCUGUGUUCUAGAGCAACAGUGCUACUGGCGUUCUUCAAUGGUCGGAAAAUGCGGUUUCUCUAGUGUACAGUAUAGAAAAUCACAACUGAACCACUAAAUUGAACAAACGCCAUAUAAGACGUGUGGGUAGAUGGGGGUGGGGUGUUCAUCAGCCGGCUGGAAGAAGCCCAAAGAGCGCACCAAGAGAAGGAGCAGCGUGGCGCCAUGGCGCGCGAGUUUUGCUGACCCUGACGACGCGGACGAUGACGCACAGAGCACGUAUGAAGAUGCAGAAGAAACAGGAUUGCAAGCAACUCCGAAAGCGAGAGAUAAGAGGUACAGUUUCGAUGACCAAAGUGACAAAGACAUGCCCGACAUCGGUCGUUACGCUAGCCAUGUACCCGACCUUGUCAUGUAUCGAGACCACGACAAACCUAUGCCAUACCGCAAACGGCAGCGAGGGGUCAUCAUGUUUGCUGAUGUUUCAGGGUUUACAUCACUAUGCGAGAAGUACACUCACAGUACAGACAAGGGAUGUGGUACAGAUCAACUGACCAAGACACUGAACAGUUACAUCGGCAGGAUUGUUUCUGGCAUCCUGGCGUGUGGCGGGGAUAUUCUAAAGUUCGCGGGAGACGCUAUAUUUGCUAGGUGGCAGGUCGACACAGGAAAGGAGUUGGGCUCGACCCUGAAGGAAGUGGUAAUGUGCAGCCUGGACAUUCAAUCUGUGUGUGACAACUGGGAGACUGACGUGGGCGUCAAACUGCGCGUUAAGAUAGGUUUGGCCGCCGGAGAGAUGAAGAUCACUCAUUUUGGAAACAACGUGGAGAGGAUAUUUGCCGUGACUGGGCAGUCCGUAACAGAUGCCAACCUGGCCGAGAAGUUCGCCGACUCGGGCACAAUCAUCCUGUCCCCUAUGGCGUGGAAGUUGUGUGACAAAUCCAGUUUUCAGUGGGAGUUCCGGAAGGAUGGGCGCCACGUCAAGGUCUCUGGGCUAAACAGUGACGACGUCAUUUCAAACUCCCUUUCCAUGGGCUCCUCCUUUGGUGAAGCCCGACCGAAGACCCCCGGCAAGCUCUCCAGCACCACGGGUUCCCGUAUUAGGAGAAAAUCGGUUCAGUCGGGUGAAUCGGGCUCGAGCCAGAAGAAGUCACCUGAGCUGGCUUGGAGAAUGAUCAGACGAGAAGCUUGCUACUCAGAGGAUGAUUCGGCUAUGGAAGAUAUCAGAAAAUACAUCAUUCGCCCCGUGCUGCAAAAGCUUGAUGAUGACCAGCCCCUGAUUUACCUGUCAGAGGUGCGACAGGUGUCAGUUGUCUUCAUCAACCUUGUCCACCAGGACAACUUCAACGACGAGCAGGAGUGUGAGGCUUUUCAGGAGGCAUUCGACAUCGUCUACAACAGCGCACACAACAUGCAAGGCUGCUUGAACAAGGUGUUCAUGUUUGAUAAGGGGUGUACAUUUCUGGCCAUUUUUGGGCUUCCGGGAUACAAGCAUGAAGACGAUAGUGCGCAUGCCUUGAAGGCUUCUAGCAAGAUUCUUAAAGACCUACAGCAGAAGGACAACGUCAGACAUGUCUCUAUAGGUGUAACGACUGGCUCUACUUUUUGCGGCGUUGUAGGACACAAAUAUAGACAUGAAUAUACAGUAAUCGGGCGGAAGGUGAACCUGGCCGCCCGUCUGAUGAUGGCCUACAAAGACAAAGUGUCGUGCGACAACGAGACAUACUACCACUCUAAACUACCCAGACACGCCUUCGACGAGCUACCGUUCAUUGAACUGAAGGGAGUGCAGCAAACUACACCUAUGCAUGAAUAUUUGGGAGACGACAGGGACGGGAAGGCACACGCUGCCGAGGUGCCGGAAUACCCCAUUCUUGGAAGAGAAAAAGAGAUGGAGAAGUUUCUAGAUGAACUACACCUGAUGACACAGCAUCUGGAGAAGGGGGAUCAUCGGAGGGUCAUCAUAUUCGAGGGCGAGGCUGGGAUCGGCAAGUCACGCGUGCUGGAAGAGGUGAUCUUGAAGGCAGAGGAAGAGGGGAUCAGGGUCCUGUCAUGUGCCUUGACAAUCCAAGACUUUAACACGCCUUACAUCACGGUAAAGACACUGAUCGACAUGCUGUUCGAUAUAGACAGCAAGGACUCUCACAUUGAGGCUGAACAUCAUCUGUUGAGCAUCAUCAAACACCAUGACGUGGCAGACGAGCUUUGUCUUCUCAAUGACCUCAUCAAUGUCAAGUUUCACGUAACCCCUCUAGUAGCAGCCAUGCGUGGGGAGGAGAGAACAAAGGAGCUUCACAAGUUGUUGUUUAAGAUUGUUCACGAAUAUACAGCAGACAAUUUUGUCAUGUUUGCGGUGGACAACGCUCAUCUGAUCGACCACGAUUCCUGGGAAUUCAUCUCUGAUUUGUCAGAGGACCCGAAUUCGGUCUGCAUCAUGACCAUGCGGCCAUUGCAGCCCAACAAAAUGCCCAACCAGACCGCACUGAGUGUGCUGUACAGCCCCUACACACUGCACAUCAAGCUGUCCGGCCUGGACGAGAGCGUCAUUCCGGACCUGGCCUGCCAAAUCCUGGACGUGGCACAAAUCCCCAUGGAAAUCAAGGAAGUCCUGCAGAAGAGAAGCCACGGCGUCCCAUCCUGGUGUGAGCAGGUGCUUCGUCACCUCUACUUCCAGGGCAGUAUCAAGACCGUCAACAUGGAAGAAGCGCCGCUCGAAUACAGCCGGUUGUCUCAUAAAAGGAGUUCCAUCCGGAAGCAGAGCUUAAGCACAGGUAAGGAUCCAUCGGAAAUGGCGGGCGGCACCAGAAGUCAGACGGGGUCCCGUACAACGGAAGUUGCAGAAACGACGAUGGUGUGCAUCCUGGCACCCGGGGUCAGUCUGGAUGACUUCAACUUACCUGAAUCGGUUAAAGAUAUGAUGGUUGCGCGGCUGGACAGGCUGAACACGUCCGACAACAUGGCGGCCAAGUGUGCCUCGGUCAUAGGCGUGACCUUCACCCGGAGGAUGCUGGAGGCCAUCAUCCCUCAGUACAACAACAGAAAAGUACGCGCGUCCGUCCAGUCGCUGAUGCAGUGUCAGAUCCUGGAGUGUGCCGCCGGUGACGAGGAUGAGCACCGUGUCCACCACCACCACGCGCACCUGGCCGCCUCACAGAAGAUUGAAUGCCGCUGCGUGAAGGAUCCUGGUGAUGAGUCCUUUCUCGUAUACCCAAAAGGUAACCGCUCCAGCCCCGUCGUCGUGGACAUCCACUGCAAGCUACUGCGAUUUAGAUCUCCGCUCAUCCAGGAGACAGCGUACGCCCUGCUCACAGAGGACCAGAGGAAAGCCUUGCACAAGAUGUGCGGCGAAUUCUUGGAGGGACAGGCGCAUAAGUGUAAGGCAUGUGGUGGAGGAGAUUUUGUACACUACCACGGGCAGCAAGGCAGUGAGCCGAGGCAACAGGAAAGGCCGACUGCAACGUCUGGUGCACUAGUGCAAUCAGCCACCGGCAUCGAGGAGUCAUACGCAUCUCUUAAACUCACUCAGUCCAAGCUACAGCCUUCCAUAGAGAAGUCCCCAGGUGCACCGGGUGUUAAGCGCAUGUCUGCUGGUGGAGGGGGAAGCCGCAGACAGAGCUCAUUUGCCGGUCGAGUUCAGAAAAUGGAGAGGGGAUUCAAGGCGCAGGACUUUAGAAGGUCCUCUGAUUUAAGCACUAUGACGAUAGAGCAAGGCAGCGUCACCUCCUUCGGAAGUAAGAUGAGCGGAAGUAGGUUGAGCGUGGAUAGCAAAUCCCGUUCCAGCGCCGCGGGCUUCUUCGGGUCUGCCAGUGAGGUACAGAUGGAGGAAGGGUGGAAGCAGCUGGACAUUGAUCUGCGCGGCUGUGAGUGCCUGCAGGUCCUGGCCUCCGUCUACCCUCUACUGCUACAUCAUUGGAAGGGCGCCGGCAACGUGUCAAAGGUCAUCCACUUCCUGGUGGAAUCAUCGGCGGCUGCAGUUUCAGUCAAUAACAACAUGGAGGCACUUUCCCACCUGUCCGAAGUGUCGGACAUGCUGAAGGCCAUAUCUAAGGGUCGCAAGGCACUGGAGAACGCAACAGAAAGGAGCGUUCGAGUUGACAAGGAGGAAAGGUCUAGGAUUGAGAGUCUUCAGGGUCAGGCUUACUUCCAAAUGGACCGUUUCGAGGACUCCAUGCCACACUUCCACCGAGCGCUGAAGAUCCUCGGAAAUCCCCAGCCUACGACUGAAGCUGGCGUCAGACUGCGACUGCUUCGAGCGGGCUUCCGACAGGUCCUACAUGUGAUGUGGCCCGAUCAGUUUGUAGGAAAAGCCGGGAGUUCCCGCGCCAAUGUGCUGGUGGAGCAGGCCCGGUGUCUGUCGCACGUGUCCCACGCCUACCACAUGGUGCACCAGGACAGGCGCGCCCUGGUCGCCGCCCUGCAGCAGCUCAACGCCGCCGAGCAGGCAGACGACGACCUACAUGAGCUGAUCACAGCCUACACCGCAAUCAUGGAGAACUGUCAGCUGAUGAACUGGUCCAGAAUUGCAGAGGGAUAUGAGAGGAAAGCCCUGAAGAGAUGCAAAGAGGUGGAAUCUAGCCUAGUGGCCGAUGACCUCAUCACAUUGGCGCACCUCUUCAGUGUCAGCAUGUCACUCCGGCUGGGAAGGGGACAAAUUCACCCUGCUGUCGACUCAGGCUACCAUUCCAAGUCAGUUUGUGAGAGGCUUCACGACAACGUGAUGGAGCUUCAGUGCCUUCCGCUGCUGGCGCAGGCACUGCUGUUGGCAAACAGGGAACGUGACAGUGUGGAGGUAGUGCGUCAGUUGUUCUACCUUUCCGAGGAAAAUGAGGACGUCAUUGGCAAGGCGUGGUACUACUGCAACUGCCUGGACCUGCUGCUGGAGGAAGGAGUUGUUCUGGAGAAUUAUGAGGAGUGCGUAGAAUUUACGUCAGAAGCCGCUGAGGACCCGUCGUUCAUGGAUGACGUUAUCCCGCGAUUUUACCUGCUAGCUGGUCUUGCACUUUGUGCCUCACGGAAGGGGAACUGGCACCGAGCCGAGAGUUGGUUCCUGUUGGCAGAAACCAUUCGCCCGCCACGGCUGGAGACGUUUAUGGCCGCCAACGCGUACGCUAAGGUGGUGGAGUGCGAACUGCUAGCCUACUGCAACGCCUUGGUGCUGGGAAUGAAAGUUAUGAUGAUGAGAAAACAGGCACAAAAGGCCAUCAAACAACUCGGCCACGCGUGCCUAGACUUCCCGGUGCUGAAGCCGCGAUGGCUCCACUAUCAGGCGUACUUUCACAUGCUGUCAGGGGACGCCAAAAUUGGACGGGACUUUGUGGAUAAAGCUGUGGAAGUGUGCGAAGAACAUGGCAAUGAGAUGGAGGAAAAAUGGGUGCUAUACAACCGCAGGAGGUGGUUCAAGAAGAGGAAGGUGAAUCAGACCAAGUUUUGGAUCCCCGAUGGGGACCUGGACUGGCACACUAAGGACGACCCUGGAGCCACAGAGAUCAAGUACUGGCUGCCCAUGCCUCCACCUUCCAGCAAGUGGUAGUCUAGGGGGAAAUUAGUAGCUAUAGUACUACAGAAGAACAAAAUGGCAAAAAAAAUAAUGGAUAUCAAGUACCAGGUUUACUUCCUCCAUGAUGCCACAUAUACACAAUAAAAGAUGUGACAACUGACCACAUCAACAUGCA